Messenger RNA from Vigna radiata var. radiata (mung bean), 1147 nucleotides. Its product is annotated as phytanoyl-CoA dioxygenase. The record is from RefSeq and is a predicted model, not a curated record. Lineage: Eukaryota; Viridiplantae; Streptophyta; Magnoliopsida; Fabales; Fabaceae. The coding region runs from base 89 to 931 and encodes 280 amino acids. Gene Ontology annotation, molecular function: phytanoyl-CoA dioxygenase activity. The transcript is spliced from 9 exons.
AGGGAGUGCAAUCCUAUACCCAAGUACAUUUCGACAACACUAACAUUGAAUCUUAAAAAUUCGGUGGCUAAGCAAAUCACAGCACAAGAUGACUAAGCUUAGUUCCGAGCAGCUUCAAUUCUUCAACUCUCAAGGUUAUCUUGUGAUUGAAUCGUUUGCAAGUGGCGAUGAGAUCGAGUCCAUGAUGAAGACGAUGGAGCAGUUGGUGGAUAAGUUUGAUUAUUCUUCCACCGCUUCUAUUUUCUCCACCAAGAACCAGCAACAGUUGACUGAUGAUUACUUUUUCGAUAGCGUGGAAAGGGUUUCUUUUUUCUUUGAGGAAAAAGCAUUUGGUGAUGAUGGCAAUCUAAAGCAGCCGAAGCAACUCUCUAUUAAUAAAGUUGGCCACGCUCUUCACGAGAUUGAGCCGGCAUUCAAGAAGUUUUCUUCUUCUGAGAAAAUUUCAAGUUUGAUGUACUCCUUAGGUUACAAGAGGCCUGUAGUCAUGCAGUCUAUGUAUAUAUUUAAGCAACCAGGCAUUGGGGGUGAAGUAGUGCCACACCAGGAUAACUCGUUUCUCUAUACAGAACCACAAACAUGCACAGGGUUGUGGCUGGCCCUAGAAGAUGCAAAUACAUUAAAUGGUUGCCUUUGGGCAAUUCCUGGAUCUCACAAAAAUGGGCUUGUUAGAAGGUUCUUGAGAGAUGAAGAUGGUGUCAAAUUCGAUCGACCAUCACCAUCUUAUGAUAAAAAAGAUUUUGUUCCUAUUGAAGUAAAAGCUGGUUCUAUGGUUGUCAUCCAUGGUGAUCUUAUCCACCAAAGCUUUGAAAACCAAUCUCCAAAAUCAAGACAUGCGUACAGCUUGCAUGUGGUGGACACAGUGGGCUGCACAUGGGCACUAGAAAAUUGGAUCAGACGAAAAGUGGAACCUGAACCACUCUUUGUGAGCUGACUCUCUCAAAUUCUCUUGCAGUUUAGUGUUUAAUUUGCAAAUAUAAAAAGCAUUUGUAAUAAUGUCAACCUUCUUCUGGUUGCCACUGAACACACUACGUUCAACCUCUUUCCUUUGCUUUGGGAUAUUAUACCAAUAGCAUUAACAAAUAUAUUAGUAAACCCAAUUAUUUUUUCCCAGUAAUAAUAUUUUUAUAAUUUCAGUGUUUCUUUUAUA